CCACUUUUCUUAACAUUUCUUAGAUUAUUUAUUAUCAAAUAUUUACUUCAGUUUCAGCGGAUACUAAAAAUACCGUCUAAUCAGGGAAGCAAAAAUAAAACCACGGUAAAAUGCGUUUUACAUGAGAAUCAGAAGAGGUUCGAUUAAUUAUAAGAAUAAUGCAUGCAGAAUUUUUAUUAUUAACACAGUAGGAAAUCAUACGAUUCGAUUAUGUUAAUAUUAAGUAAUAUAAAAUAAAAUGAGAAGCAAUUUAAUAAUUCAUGAAGAAUAUUUUUUUUAAAUAAGUGGAGGUAACUGUCGAUGGUGCGUCACGUUCGAUGAAGUCUUAGAGGUAUAUGAAACCGAUUAAUAUUUCGUAAAAGAAAGAAAGAAGACAAUGUAAACCACGAUUCUGUGCUAAAUAAUUAAUCUGGUACAAUAAUCAAUAUGAGAUCUAAUAAAUGUGUAAAUCUACAAAUUUGUGCUAAUCGUACGACGUGGACUCGUACUCUAAUGUGAUAAGAUAAAGCAAUCAAAUGAUCCAGCACUUUUAUCGUCGCGGUUUUAUUUUAUAUCAAAUUCUUUGAUAUUCCUACAUCAUAAAUGAGAGUGUUCCGAUUUAUGUUAACGUUCUUCGUUUCCGUACGGUGAAGCCAGGUGGCACCACUUGCUGAUGAUACUUCUACCAACUUCCACGUAAAAGAUGGCGGACUGCAAGGAGAACAAGGAAGACGCGAACAGGCCAUGGUAUUUAAAGGUAGACCCACCGCGGGAAUCGUCUGGAGAAUCUCCUGAAAAUUCUACAAGUGAAAGUAUGGAACAGCCCGAGACAACGGAAGACAGCAAAGAGUCUCAGGAAACGCCGUCGAGCUCUAGCAAGCCGAUAUUAGCAGCGUCGAAAUUCGCGACUUCGUUCGGUGGUAAUGACUUCUCGAAAUCAUUGACGAAGAAGAGGAGAUCGUCGAUACUAUGGCCGUCUCAAUUAGGCACAGUGACCAACAGCCAGCCGACGACGAAAUCUUAUUUGCAACCAGCCAAGUUUCAAAACCCUUUUACAAAACUUGCUGAUCCAACGACAGAUGAGAAGAAUGAUUCGACGAAGGAGAACAGUAAAACAGAAGAGAAGGAAGAGAAGGUCGAAGACAAGGUUGAAAAGGAGGACAAGAAUGAAAUGGAAGAAGUAAAGGAGGAAGUAAAAGAAGAGAAGUCGGAAGUGAAAGAAGAGGAGAGCGAUGAGAAAACUGAAACGAAAGAAGAGAAGAGCGAGGAAAAAGAAACUGCAGAAGCCAAGGAAACCAAGAGCGAAGAGAAGCCUGUGGAAGAGGUGAAGCCGACUUUCCUGAUGCUGGGCGCGACUACGAAGGACACUGUGAAUAGUACCGUGGCACCUUGCACCUCGGAGCCAAACUUCGUGUUCGGUCAGAACCUCCAGGAACGGGUUAUGAUCGCGAACGACGCGGAGAGUUCGGAGAAAUCGGAAACCGAGGAAAAGAAGGAGGAAAAGAAAGAGGAAAAUUCGAACGAGAACGGCUCCACGGAGCUUCUGUUCUCCGCGGCUUCAGCGGCGUGUCGUACUACCUCCAAACCGAGUCUGUCGCUGACGGAAGCAGCUCAGGAAUUGGAGGAAGCGAACCGGGCUAACAAGAGGAAGUACAGUCAAAUAACGCCGUUGACGGGCGAAGAGGGAGAGACGAACGUUUUACAGAUUAACUGCAAAUUCUUCGCAUUCGACAAGGCCAGCGGCAGUUGGCAGGAGCGGGGCAGGGGGACGUUGAGACUGAAUGACCGGGACGAAGAGUCUCGUCUCGUCGGGCGCACGGCUGGCACUCAGAGAUUGAUCCUCAACACGAAAGUGUGGCCUGGAAUGACCGCGGAGAGGGCCGCGCUGAAAUCGUUGAGGCUGACCGCGAUGGACGUGGUAGGUAGCAUCAGAAUCUUCACCGUCCAAGCCGCGCCGAAAGAGGUGGAGCAGCUGCACAAUCUGCUGCAGCAACGACUGAAACGGGCGCAAGAGCGCCAGCCUAAGAAACUAGCGACCGAUCACUGAUGAUCGAUCAAUCGUCGCGAGUCGUUCGUUCGUUCGCCAGAACGUUGCCCCGAGCUCGGGCGCUGAGGUUGACACGUGAGAACAAGCUCGAAGUCAGGCCCUAUCACUUCUUCAUUUUUAGAGUAAUAGCGCGAUGUAGAGCUGCUAAAAGCAAUUCCGCGCUUCUCCAUCGUAAGAACGGAAGUCAAAGUCCUUGAUGUUUGCAGGCGGAUAAAAAAAAAAAUAAUCAUAAACAGCAGACACGAAGCGAAAGAAGUUAAGUGAAUUCAGAAUAAUAAAAUGUUAUAAUCAUUCCCGAACGAUAAUUCUGUUAUACGGGGGAGAUUCUUUAAUUUUUUUUUUUCUUCUCUUUGUUCAAACGAAACAGGAGAGUCCAAGGGGGAAAGCAUUAGUUAGACAUUUUUUAUAACGGCAUAAUAAAUGUACACGAACACACAGAGACACGGUCGGUCAUGAAACUACCUAAACAACUAAUCGAAUUUUACUUUUCUAACACCCAUCGAUCAGUCUCGAGUCUUUUCUUAAUCAAUCACCUUACCGACUUUUAUCUUAGCAACAUUCGUAUCGAGUACAAUUUUAUUCCCUGUCACAUAUAUAAAUAUAUAAAUAUUAUAUAAAUAGAGAUGAUUAUAAAUAUAUAAAUAAUGUAAUUUGUAAGAACGAUAAUCCUAGUUUCGUGAUUUAACGCGACCCGUCGACGAGGAGAGGCGGUCAAUCGAAUCUGUUCCGUAUUGGGCAGGCCGCAUAAUUAACCCAGCGCGAGCACAAACCACGCGAACACGAUCUUGUAACUACUUGUAUUUUAAUUUUCCAUUUGUAUAUAGCAGCCGUGAAGCCCGUUUCCUCGUCGUAUCUUUGUGUGUCUUACCUUGAUAAGGCUGUGUUCGGGGCGGCAUCUCUACAAUUUCUUGUCUUAGCGAUAUUUACGAGGAUCGAGAAACGACGCGCAUUAACAGAAGUGCAAGUCUAUUUACUUAAAAGAGAAUAAACAAGAAAAACGCUUUUCGCAUCACCGAUAAAUUACCGUUUCUUUGUACUCGAAGAAUCACACUGUACACAUCGUUACAAGAAAUACAAAACUCUGUAUAAAACACA
Molecule: messenger RNA, 3121 nt
Organism: Ceratina calcarata
Lineage: Eukaryota; Metazoa; Arthropoda; Insecta; Hymenoptera; Apidae
Gene: RanBP3
Product: ran-binding protein 3
Exons: 4
Coding region: 683-2026 (447 amino acids)
Biological process (GO): protein export from nucleus
Source: RefSeq, a predicted model, not a curated record